Messenger RNA from Copidosoma floridanum, 1654 nucleotides. RefSeq lists its product as uncharacterized. Lineage: Eukaryota; Metazoa; Arthropoda; Insecta; Hymenoptera; Encyrtidae. The record is from RefSeq and is a predicted model, not a curated record.
AAACAAACAAAACAAAAAAAAACAAAAAAAAGUAUUCCUCUGCCCCACAUUCAACGCUGUCUCGCUCUUUCAUCAAAACAGAUAAUCCAGUCUCGCUCGUUUCUCAGCAAACACAUCUCCUCGAUUCCUAAGUCAUUUGGCUUCCAUCGCCAUACCAACAAUCAUGUCGGCGAUGAAAAUCACAACAACUGUCCUGAGCUUGCUCACCCUCUCCCUCGCGACGGAGGCACCAUCCCAGCCGUUCAUCGUCGGCGCCCAGCACUCGUCCCACUUCACGACCUACGAAAUCGUCCUCGGCUACCGGCCCAUGGAUAACUCAUCCAGGGUGGUCUACGGCUCGUGCAACAAUUACCACGGCAAACGGAACCUCGAGUGCUCCAUUUACUUGGUUUCACAACUUGUGGCCGGCGACAAGAUUGAAUUCCACGAGCAGCGUUGCAAAGUGAAGCACCAAGCCGAAGAUGGCAAGGUCAUCGGAGAGGACUUGGAGCUCGGGUUCCUGAGCGACGAUCGCGUGCUGUCCACGUGGCUGGAAGUCGGUGGCAAGGAGUCGAACGCCGUCCUUCGCGUGACCAACAUGCGGGACUGCGAAUUCGAGGAAACGAGGAUACCCUCCUACGGUGUAGGGUUGCCGCUCCGUGUCGCUUACAACAACACCUUCGACGUCUUCUUUCGCAACGCCAGCGCGUGUGGCGGAAUGAUGUGCGGCCAGACCCACGACACCCGGGCCCAGCUGAUAAACGGGCCCGUCGCCUCUUACCUGCCUGCCGAGUUUUUCCGGGAGAACACGUACGUGUGCCCCGUCCGGCCGGCAUCCUCGGCUCUGGGCCAUUUUUUGCUCUCUUCCAAGCUAAGGCUGGUCAGCUCCAGCUACGGCCGGGUCACGGAGCUCAUGGACUACCCGGCCGGCGUCGUCAGUCUGGCAUUUUCGUGCGACCAUGGGUUCCUAGGUUUCUGCUGGAUCGACCAUUUGGACGAGAUGUACGUGAAUUGCCGGCAGUUCGACUCGCGGGGCGUGCUGGAGCUGAGCAUCAGAAUCAUGCUGGAGUACAGGGGAGGCCAGUGGAUGGCGAUGCGGAAUCUGCCCGGAGGUGGGCUGUUGCUGCUGACGAGCGAGUGCAACGCCGAGAACUGGUGCGAGCAGAACGUCGACAAGGUGUCCUUUUACGCCUACAGGGUUCACAGGGACAAAAGGGUCGACCUGUUGCGACAGAUUAAAGAGGUGCCUUGCACCGGGGACGGACUCAAGACGGACAUCCAGGAAAAGCUCAACGGGACCGUUUGCAUCACGUUUGUCUGCCGCGGCAAGACCUACGCGCCGUACACCAAUGUGCACGUGGAUUUGUACGUCAAAGUGGUGUCCAGGUGUAUCGCCUGGAAGAACAUGUGAGCUGGAGCUGGUCGAGGGAGUUUUGCAGCGUGUAUUGGAUUGACAUUAAUUAUAAAUGGUUGUUAAUUAUUAAUAACUGUACGGACAAAGAUAUACUUGACGCAGUGGCUGUUGAAAAAUCAGUCAUCACUAUCCAAGCUCUUCUCAGAUCCACAUGUAAAAUUCUCCGAGACACACGUGUGCGAGAUAAGACGCGUGUAUUUUUAAUUUCGAUGCCGGAUAAAAAGAAGAAGAAGAAGAAGAAGAAAGAAAAAAAAAAGAAUA